Molecule: messenger RNA, 817 nt
Organism: Alnus glutinosa
Lineage: Eukaryota; Viridiplantae; Streptophyta; Magnoliopsida; Fagales; Betulaceae
Product: cell wall / vacuolar inhibitor of fructosidase 1-like
Exons: 1
Coding region: 38-535 (165 amino acids)
Biological process (GO): negative regulation of catalytic activity
Molecular function (GO): enzyme inhibitor activity
Source: RefSeq, a predicted model, not a curated record
UAUCUUUUCCUAGUUCUGUCUUCAAUAAUCAUCACCGAUGAAACUUUUGAUGCUCAUCAUCCUUCUUGUUCAUGUUGCGGCAACCCUGCCGACGGAUGGCAAUAAUUUGAUUGAGCAAACAUGCAGGCGGACACCCUUUUACGAUGUUUGCAUCUCUUCUCUUAAAUCGAAGCCUCGAAGCUCUGGAGCAGACGUCACAGGGCUAGCCCUCACAAUGGUUGACGUGCUCAAGACCAAGGCAACCGAAACUCUCAACCAUAUUAAGGCUCUUCUUCACGGUAGCCCAAAACUAAAGCGGUCGUUAAGGUCUUGCGCCGACAGCUACAAAGCUAUUAUAGAGGGAGAUGUCCCGGAAGCCAUUGAAGCUUUGAAGAAAGGCAAUCCUAAAUUUGCUGAACAGGGUGCAAAUGAUGCUGCCGACGAGGCCACUUCAUGUGAAGGCCGUUUCUCCGGCCGUUCACCGCUGACUGAUAUGAACAAAGCUGUGCAUGAUGUCGCUGCUGUGGCUGCAGCCAUUGUCAGGAAUUUGCUUUAAGCAAGCAGUACUUGUUGCUUUUUAUCUCUACGUACAUAUUCAUGGAUGUCAUAUAUGCAAUAAUAACAGCCGGAAGAAUUAUGAAUAGAAAUGCUUUAAACAUGGAAAUAAUCCAUGGUCUAAGGAGAAGCUUUUACAGCAAAUUAAAUGGAAAAUGAAGAUUUGACUUAUUUCUAAAGAUAAAUUCAAGAAGACCCGCGGGAAUGGUGUUCUUCGUAGUGUUUGGAGUAUAAAUGGGAUUUUGUUUUAAUUUAACAUAAUAUUAAAACAGAGGUUAUGAGA